This is a messenger RNA of Anneissia japonica, 3346 nucleotides long. Its product is annotated as ferredoxin-fold anticodon-binding domain-containing protein 1-like. Gene Ontology annotation, molecular function: rRNA (uridine-N3-)-methyltransferase activity. The record is from RefSeq and is a predicted model, not a curated record. Gene Ontology annotation, biological process: rRNA base methylation. The coding region runs from base 166 to 2226 and encodes 686 amino acids. The transcript has 6 exons. NCBI's taxonomy places the organism in Eukaryota, Metazoa, Echinodermata, Crinoidea, Comatulida, Comatulidae. Gene Ontology annotation, cellular component: cytoplasm.
CAAGAGGCGGGGCUCAGUGCGCACCGCAACAAGGCUACUGUGUUACGCGUUCCACUCCAGUGAUCCCCCAUAAUCAGUGGUUCCGCUCCAACGAUUUCAUGCUCGACAAAAGGGUGAUCAGAAGUUGUUUAGCCUAGGCCUCCUGUUCAGUUCAUUUACACGGUGAUGUUUGCUUAUUUGCAUAAAUGCCGUGGAUGCAUUCUAUUGGUUGGUGAAGGAGAUUUCUCAUUUUCCUUAUCUUUGAGCAAACAACAGCCACAGUUGCUAUUGACGACCACCUGCAUAGAAGAUGACACUCCCGUAAAGUACAAGUAUGCGAAGCAGAAUAUUAAUAAGCUGAAGGAAGGAGGCAGCAAUGUGAUAUUUGAAGUGGAUGCAACAAGUAUUGAAUCAUGUGAGCUGCUAAAGGGUAAGCAGUUUGAUGUGAUUAUCUUCAACUUUCCUCACACUGGACGUAAGGCUAGGAUCCAAGACAACAGAAAGCUUUUGAUGGAUUUUUUUAUAAGUGCUUCCAAAUUUUUAGUUCCUGAUGGUAAGGUGCUGAUGACACUGUGCAAUGGUCAAGGUGGCACUCCAGCUGACAAACCACAAAGGGAGUGGUUCAAUUCUUGGCAAGUUGUUGCCAUGGCAAGUUAUGCUGACCUAAUACUGACACACACUGAAGAAUUUGUUGCUGAAGACUUCCCAGAAUACUCUUGUACUGGAUAUAGGGGUCAAGGCAAAGGUUUUAAUACGGAAGGUGCAAUAACACAUAUUUUUGAAAAAUGUCCCGUCAGACAGGAACCUGCAGCUUCACCUGUUCUACUGCAUCGUGGUGAUCGCAUAUUUAUUUGUCCUGAUGAACUGAGUGUAUUUGCAAGAAGAAAUCUUCUACAAGAUACUGACAGUCCAAUUUGUGAAGUUUAUCACCGAAUAUCUGAAAGAUGCACUUCCAUGUUCAACGGUUUAUUGAUAGAAGAGUCGAAGGAACAUGAUUUGAUCAAAGAAAUAAAGAAAGAAUGCAUUCAGCCAUUUAUGUACACUUUAAAGGAACACAACACCAAGGAUGCAAGUAAAACAGAUGAAGAUGCACGUGCAAUUGCUCUGGACAAAGAUGCAUUACAAAGAGACCAUACAACUGAAGUGAAAAAUAAAGAUCCACUUGUUAACAUCUCAUGUAAUGGAGGAAGCUCCAAAAAAUUUGAGAAUUCAAAGAGCUGUUUGGAUCUAAACCAUCAAGGAACACAGUUCAUCUUGUCUCCAUCUCUUUUACAUUUCAGACCCUACCAGUCUGAUCACAAAGGGGAAACCGCAAAAGCUCUUGUAGGACCAGUUUUCAGAAGAUGUCCAAUAGGUCCUGAACAGUUUCCAAUCACUCACGAACUUGUGCUUUUCCUGCCAGAAAAUUCUUGCAAGCAUGAUUCAAAGGAGAUUGUUUCUUCAAUAAUUUCUGUUGUCAAUCCAAAAAUCGAAAUUAAGUUUGAGCUUCUCAGCAUUGAUUCUAAAGAGCCGACACAGUUUCAGGAAUGUGGAGAACAUGAAAUUGCACCAGAAACAUUACAAAGAUUAUCAGACCUUCAACUGGAAAAUCAGAAGGACCAACCAUCUGUAUCUGGUUCAGCAGAUCUCAGAAAAUGCCUGCAUCCAUCAAAAUAUCACUUAAUGCAGCAGAAUAUAUGGGUAGCUGCUAUAAGAGAGAGAUGUAUAGAAUUAAACUUUUCUAGCACAUACAGAGAAGUGUAUAAUUUGGUUACUGUAUCAUUGGACACAACAUUUUAUGAAGUUGGUCUUGCAGGAAUAAUUACAUCAACUACUACGCUAAGGAGUAAUAUAGUAAUUAUUCUAAAUUUGGAUUUGCUCACAAUGUUGUGUUAUAAUAUAGAUGAUGUUAGACUUCUGUGGUUUCAAAAUACACUUCUUAAAAGAACUACAAUGCAUGAGAUAUCUUUUAUUAGCUACAGUAAAUUCCCACCAUGUUAUGUUAGAGAUCUAAGUUUCUGGGUUGCAUCAGCAGUUGUUUUCCCCGAAACACAAUUUUUCUCUAUUGCGCGAGACUGUUGUGUCGAUUACAUAAAAUCUGUUAAUCUUAUUGAUGUUUACAAAAAUGAGGAUACCCAAUGCUACAGUCUCUGUUAUAGGUUUGUCUAUCAGUCAUGCACCAGUGCAUUGUGUAGGUCAAAGGUCAAUAGGAUUCAUGAAUAUGUUGUUUCUAAACUUGUGUUAUGCCUUGGUUUAGAGCUACGGUGAUGAACCUGUGGCAGCAAAUAAUUAUGGUUAUUCACUGCCGGCCUCCUUAUAAAAUAUGAAGAGAAAAGGAAGGGGGAUAGUAAUACUGUAAAACAAUAAAGAAAGGAUAGCACAUGACAAAUGAAAAAUACAGUGGUGGAUCCAGGUAUUAGAAAUAGAGGGGGCCCAGGAAUCAGGGAGGGACUUUCACAAUUGAUGGUGUAGACUACCCCAACCCCACCAUGGUUGGGGCUGCAAGAAUGGCUGGAAAUGGCAUUCUCGGACAUAAAUUUUUGUUUUAUUUUGAAACAUAUUUAGGGGCCCCAGGCCGGCUGCCCCACCCCCUUAUACAAUACAAUAAUCAUUGUAAUACAGUAAAAUACUGUAUGUUAUAUUUUUAGUUAGAUAUACAAAUACAACAUAGUUUGAUGUGAAGUAUUGGGAGUAUUCUUGUGUUAUGAAGUAUUUCACGUUUAUUCCAGUGUUUUAUGGUUUAAGUUAACAAAUUUAAUAUAUUUGUACUGAUAUAUAAUGUGCAAUAUUUACUUUGAUAUAAAGUCCUCAGCUUUAAUGUAAAGUUAAAUGCAAUUAAAUGCUUGAAAUUAAUAAAAAAAAUUACAGUAGUUGGUCAUCCCAGUAGAGAUUGUGAGUCAUCUUUUCAAUCAAUAUUUCAGCUUAGCUCAGUCGGCUGAACUUGUUAGAUGGGUCGCCAUUGUCAGCAUCAUUUGUUACAAUGGCAUCAAGAUGAUUCCUCAUCACCAGGUCUUGGCUCAUAUGGAAUGGGUUUGUUCUGGCCAGCUGAAUUUUGAAUUUUAGGGUCAAAUUUGACUACAUGUAGUUAGGUCGGGUGGCACUGCACUUCUCCUGCUGCGGGUCCCCAGCCCAGAUUUCUGAUUUCCAAUUUGAAUGAGGGCCAAUAAAGAAUUAUUAUUAUUAUUAUUACUAUUAUUAUUAAAAUGGUAUUAUUGUAUAAAGCAAAACAUCACUGAAAGCUGAUCCAUUUAAUUUACUUUUGUUGAUCUCAAUCUCUCCAGCAUUUCUAGACGAGUCCUUCAAACUCGCCUGUUCCAAUGCAUUCAUGAUCUGUAGCUGAGACAGACAGUACUGCUUAUAACCUGUGCCCCAAUCAAUCCCCAGUCAA